Messenger RNA from Symbiodinium sp. CCMP2592, 9369 nucleotides. The record is from the annotation of a GenBank genome assembly. Lineage: Eukaryota; Dinophyceae; Suessiales; Symbiodiniaceae.
AUGGACACGGUGUCUCGAAGGAGACGUGGAGGUGUCCCUGAGGAGCAGGAGACUGACACCGGGGCCUGUGAGGCCGCUUAUCAAGCAGCCUUGAGUCAAGCUGGUGCUGCCGGUUCAACUUCCUGUGCUGGAGUCAGAGGCGAGGCUUCGCCUGGCACUUUGGAGUUGGGCCAAGGAACUGGCGUGGUUGAGCCAGGGCAGAUGCCAGUGGCUAACCCUUUCCAUAGUGAAAGGGUACAGACUGAAAUUCAGCUAAUGCGGAACCGGCCGCCCUCGUUGGACGCCGAUGGACAGAGACUCCUUGGUGGACUAGACGGUGGGGCUGCACCCACAUCUGGCCGUGGCGAACUGGAUGGGAGAGCCCAGAUGGGCGCUUGGACGGAUGACCAGGGAGCGGAGCCGGAUUAUUCAGCAGCUUUUGUUCCUGGAGAUGUGGUUGGACCGAGAGUUGCGCGUGUGGAAACCGGGGUAGAAAGUAGGCCUAUGAUGAGCGAUACGAGUUUUCCUGGAACUCCUGUGAAUGUUGGAGGGCCCGCUGCCGUGCCGGCUCCCGAAGAUGCUCAGAGGACUAAGGGAACGGAAAAGGCGAGUGUGGCUACUGGUGAGCCAACGACUGAAGAGGAGUUGGUUCCGGAUGCCAGUGGAACCGGAAGCUUGGAGGUGAUGCUGCGCCAAGUUCUUGAGGAGAAUAAGGUGCUGAAGCGAGAUGCCAGGACCGAGUUCUUCGCCGGUGUCGUUCGCUGGGUUAGUCAGGAGGCGCUCAUAGCGGAGGCGGCUAAGUUGCUGAAGGGAGUGACUUUGAAGCCUUUGCGGAUUGAGGAUGAUGGGCUGGAUCUUACCUGGCUUAGGAGUGCUCUGACGAGUGCUUCUGACCCUAUGUUCUGUCUCGUGGACAGCGGAGCGACGAAUGCCUUAAGGCCAGCCAGUGACCAGGAGCUAAAGGGAGCUAAGAGCAUCAGAGUUGACUUGGCGAGUGGGGUUACGGAUCUGAGGGUCAACGACUAUGGCACUUUGUUGCAUGGCGGUCCCUGUCAGGUUAUUCUCCCUGCCAAUUAUUUGGUGGAACUUGGUUUUAGUAUCUCCUGGAAGAGAAAUGGCUGUAAAAUCAAGCACCCAAAGGAGGGAAAGCUAGAGGUGCAUGUUGUGAAGGGUUGUCCUUUGAUUCCUAGGGAUGUUGGGCUGUCUUUGUUAGGCCGGUAUGAGGACAGGGUGAGGAAAGCUAACGGGGUGCGAAAGCUGGAGUUGGAUUCAGCUGUUGUAGACCUCAAUAAGGGGAAUGUCCGAAGUUGGUUCCAAGGACAGGUGAGGCGCGGGGAACAGGAAGGGCUUGAGGAUUGGGUUCAGUUGAGCUUUCUGAGGGUCAUGUUUCCCGGGCUUCCGUUGGAGCUUUUAGCACGCGCCUGUGUAUCCUCAGUGUCGCUUGAAAGCCGGGAUUGGGCAGAAUUUCCGUGGAAUCGACGGAUGAGACGGUCUAUCGACCGAAGUGCACCGGAGUCAGUGUUGAUUUGCUGUGGAUCUAGGAUUCAGAGUUGGAAGAGUUGUGGUAGGGUAUUGAAGGUCACGGGGUCCGAGAAGGGGCUUGGCAGCUCGUUAGUUUUCGGACACCUGUUGAGGAUAGCCUUGACUGGGGUCGUCGGAGGUGUGGUUCAGGAUUCGGAUGGCUAUGACUGGGCUAAGGGGUCUUCGGACGGUGAUAAGCCUCAUCGGGGGCUGGUUGCUAUGCUUAGGUUCUUCAUUCUGGUUGCUGUGGCACAAGCAGUAAAGGACGGUAGGAGCUUGGUAGCUGAGGAUGAGGAUUUGUCGGAGACCUUACCUGAAGGCGUAGAUAGUCCUGAGGGGUUGGUUCAGUGGGCUCUAGCUAAGGCUGCUGAUCGACUUCGCAACCCACCGGUUAAGGUUUGUGACCCUACUGCUUUGUCCCCCAUCUUUGUUGCUUGGGAACAGUUUGACUCCUUUAAGGGUAGUAGACCUUCUGAGGAACCUGAGCUAGUCGCGAUGUCAAAGGGCGGACGCCAAUUCGGGGAGGCUUACGGAUUCCAUUUAGCUUCCUUUGAUAGGGGUUUUAUUGGGGUAGGAAAAAAAGGGGUUGCUGAGUUGUGGACCUCCUCGUGGUUUCUGUAUGAACAUCUGCAUUUGCAGGGGCACAGUUCGGGCAGAGCUAGGACUAGUGAGUUCGGGGACAUUGCGGGGAGUGAGACUUGGCCCCUUCGGUUAGCAGGGGUGCUUCAGGGUUUUUGGGUUACGUGGAAGGCGGAUCUAGAGCGUUUUAAGGAAGCUAAGGAUCGUGAGACCCUGUUGAAAAAGCUUACUGAAAAGGAGCGAUAUGAGUUGCACCUGCGUAGUGACCACUCCCCUUACCUUAAAGGGUGUCCCGUGUGCGUACAGGCGCAGGGUAGGCGUAGGUCCCAUUGGCGUACUGGUUUCCCCACGGUACACUCGGCGUCUUUUGAUAUAGCUGGUCCCUUCGUGCCGGGGGUCUCGUUCGAUCCGGUUGCCUCAGGUAGGGAUAAGGGCGGAGGUUAUCGAUAUUUCCUAGCCUGUUCGUAUGCUGUACCAGGGAAUUAUCGACCCCUUGUUUCUGUUGAUAAGCCCGAGGGCGAAGAUAAGGAGCAUGAAGUCUCACGUGACGCGGCCGAGCCGGAGCUGUUCCCGGAAUUAUUCGGGGAGCUCGAGUCGGGGGUUGACCUUAAGGCUGUUACCCACAGGGUUAAAGGGAAGAGGCCUGAGGAUGAUCCUGUAGGUGGGGGUGUAGGCCCUAUUGUCUUGGAAGAGUCGGAGUCGGCCCCAGCAACGAAUACAACCCUGUUUCUGGGGGUCCCGUUGCGAACAAAAGGGGGGAAGGAGGUUCUGGGACACGUCCAAGCUAUCAUCAAUAAGUUAGAGGCUCACGGCUUGCCGGUACAUAGGUUCCACGCUGAUCGGGCACAGGAGCUUAGGUCUAAGCCGCUGGUAGCUUGGAUGCGGGCCCAGGGCAUCCAUCCUUCCUGGACCCCAGGAGAAGCGCCCGCUGGAAAUCAUGCUGAGUUAGCUGUGCAAAAUCUUAAAGCGGGUACUCGCAAGCUUUUGCUGACUUCCCAUGUGGGGCGUCAGUUUUGGCCAUUAGCGCUGCUCCAUGCAUCGGCACGAAAUUGGGUAAGGUUCUUUGAGGGGUUAGGUGUGCCUCAGCCGUUGUUGCCGCCUUUUGGAGUGCCUGUGGAAGCGCGCCAACGAACACAAACUGGAUAUGAGGCACAGUGGCGACCUAGGACUGUACGGGGCGUUUAUAUUGGCCAGGCUCCGCAUACGCCAGGGGGGCAUUUGGUGUUGAUAGGGGAAGGUGAAGAUAGGAAGGUUUUGUUGACUAGUACUAUCUUUCCUGUGCGGGGUGAGCUGACGGCCGUCCCUAAACCUCGUCAUCGCCUAACCGGUAAGCGCUCCUCUUUUGCGGUGCGAGUUGUAGCUGCUGCGGAUGUGCCGACUUGUCAUCGAGUUGCCAGGUUAUCACCUGGGGGGGGGCCUUUUCAGCCCUCUCCGGAAUUUUUAAAUGAUGAGGAAGUAUCUGGCUCUGAUGAAAGUGAAAGUGAGGUGAGCAGUGAAGUAGAGGAUUUUCUAGAACAAAGGGAUCCUUGGGUUCGAAAGGGCUUUACUGCUAAAGGGUCUGGGGAUGAGAGGGAUGGUCCUUAUCAGGGUUUAGGAGGUUUGGGAGACCGUAUACGGGAUGGGAUUCGUCGAGGGGAUUGGUCUGUCGGUGAGUGUCUAGGGAUUCUCGGUGGCUGUGCUAACCAGCUUCCCCCUACUCGAAGGACUAUAGCCCAAGGGCAAGGGUCUGCGGUGCUUUGUGGCCUUUAUGCUGUAGGAGGGUUUAGAGGGGUCUCUAGCUUCACGAUGCGAUGCCCUGAUCUAGUCCGGUACUUGAACGGUUUUUUGAAGAACAGAGAUCCUGAUGGUGUGUGGACUACGGUUUACCUUUCUCAUAAUGCUUGUAUGCUUCCCCAUAGGGAUUUGAUGAACGCCUCCGAAUUUCCGAUUCGUGCUCAAGCUGUUGGGGAUUUUAAGGGAGGUGGUUUGUGGCUUCAGGAUGAAGAAGGGACUGUUUGUAGGGUACUACCCGAUGGUUCUAAGUGCCCAGGGUCGGUGUAUGAUUUGCGGCGUGGCCCGGUAGUGUUUCCAGGAAAAUGCUGGCAUGCCUCAGAGGAUUGGAUCGGCGAUCGUUGGGUCCUUUCAGCUUUUGUACCUCGGGAGUUUCGUAGUGCCGUAAAGGGGUGUUAUGAUCAGCUUUUGAGCUUGGGUUUUCCGGUUCCAAACAUAGAAGAGGCAGGAGGGGAGGUGCCUUCCAGAGAGAAGUCUGUGGCCUCGAUCCGGAUAGAUGAGCCAGAGCUUGAGGAAUGGGAGGUUGAUUUCCCUAGUGGUGCCUUUGAUGAUUGUUGUUUAGAGGGCUUAGUCUGGGAGCAUGGAGCAACGGCUCGGUUGUGUACAUUGCUUGCGGACGAGUUGAAUGAGUGGUCUGGAGAUGCUGAUAGCUUGUGCCAGGCUGUCGAGGUUUUAAAGGGUGAAGAACGACGGCGGGACUUGCUUGAAAAUCUGCUGGUUGAUAACUGGGAUGUUUGGGAUAGAUUGGGGUCUGUUAGGGCGUUGAGUGUUGACGUACCAUUGACGGAGCAUCCUGUCACCGGCGCAGACCAGUUUCUUCAGACUAGAACAGUAAGUUUGGUAGAAGCCCGGGGGGAACUUGGAAAAUGGCGAGAAGCAGCGACCGAGGAGGUAGUUAGUUUGGAGACCACCAAUAGGGCGGUAGAUAGAGUAACAGCGUCUGAUGUUGACCAAUGGGUUAAAGAAGGUAUCUCAGUAGUUCAGUUGCCCGGAAAGGCUGUGCUGACACGUAAGGCUGGAACAGGCAAGAGGAGAUGUCGUGCAGUAUGCUGUGGGAACUAUUUACCUACUGAGCAGCUUGGUCUUACCAGAGAGGAGUUGUACGCUUCAGGAGCCGAGGCUCUGUCGGUUAAGGUUGCGGUUACUUUUGCUGCUGGGUACGUGACCUGGGUGGGAGUUACGAUCGAUGUGAAAUCGGCCUUCCUGUAUGCUCCUAUAAGGACUGAAAACCAAGGGACCGAAGAGCGUAUUAUUGUGAAGCCGCCGCAUUUCCUGGUUGAGUUGGGAAUCUUAAAUGCUGAGCAUCGGUGGUGGAUAAAGAAGGCUCUGUAUGGGCUGCCUACGUCUCCGCGUGAUUGGGGUAGGUACCGUGAUGGAGAGUUUCGCAAACUGCGGAUUCCCCAUAACGGUAUAGAUUAUCAUUUAGUUCAGCUUAAGUCGGAUGAUGCGCUAUGGGUGUUGCGCCCGAAUACUUCGGAUGGCCUGGGGGAUAUAGCUGGUAUUUUGGUUGUCUAUGUGGACGACUUGGCAUUGUUUGCUGAGUCUGAACUGGCUCACCAGGUUAUCAAGGUUGUGCGCAUGCUCUGGAAGACGUCGGAGCCGGAGUGGAUUGGAGAGGAAGCAGUUACGUUCUGCGGUUUGGAAAUCUCCAGAACAGCUUCGGGAUACAGGUUGGCGCAGAGUGCAUACAUUCGUGAACUUCUCCAGCGCUAUAACAUCACGGAGGAAGCGACGGUGCCUAUCACGAAGUGGUCUGACCCGGAAUUGCCGGAGUCAGUGACGCCUUCGGAAAUAAAGGAAGCUCAAGCUGUUACCGGAGCGCUGUUGUGGGUUUCAACGCGUACGAGGCCGGAUAUCUCAUACGCAGUGUCCCGAUGUGGGCAAAUGGCAACGAAGGUACCGCAGCUCUCAAUUGCUAUCGGUCUACAGACCAUUAAGUACCUGAAGUCUACCAUUGAUCUUGCGAUAGAAGUGCCUUUUGAGGUUGGUAGCCCAUUCGCUGACCACGGCCUGCUAGCCCUGCCCCGAUCUGCAAAGGUUUUGGAAGUGUAUACAGAUGCUUCCCACAGCCCCGGUGGGGAUAGAUCAAUGCAGUCUUUGAUUGUUUUGUGGAAAGGGGUACCGAUUGGUUGGGAAUCAGCCCGCCAAGCUUUCACAACGCUUAGUAGUGCAGAGGCAGAGCUGGUUACCAUGGUACACGGGGUCCAAGUCUCUGAAUGCAUUCAAUCAUUGCUCGAUGAACUCCUUGGGGAGGACACGGUUGUCUCCCUCCAGGGAGACAAUCAAGCAGCUCUCAGAUCUUUCGACCCGGUGAGCAGUGGCUGGCGUAGCCGCCACUUGAGGAUGAGGGCGAUUUCUGCUAGGGAACGCAUCGACGCGGGAAUACUCCGUGUAUUCCAUAUCCCUGGAGACGUGCAGAUAGCCGACCUCGGAACCAAACCACUAAGCCGGCCCCGUAUCCUACACCUACUUAAUCUUGCAAAUAUAAGAGCGCCAAGACCUGAUGUAGCUGAAGUUGCGUCCGCAAGGGUCUUGAGCCGAAGUGUGUGUAGUCAAACGGUUCUUCCUGCCGAACUGCUGGCAGGCCUCGCCCUACUCGCCUUGGUACCGCGUGUGAAGGGACAGCCUGAUCAUCCUGGGAUUCGAGAGGGUCAGGAGUGGCUGUUCUGGGUUGUUGCUUGGAUAGUGACUGCGGUUUGUGUUGUAGGCGCGGGAUGGUUUUGGCCUGGUAGGGCAGUAAGUUCGGUUUGUUCGGGUGUUGCGGAGGGCCCUGAAGUGCCAGUGUGCGAAGAUGAUAGUGCUUUCGCGGCUGAAGCUCAGACCGGAUCUGCUGAAGGGGAUGGUUUAGAUAGUGACGGUUCGUCCUCGUUUGAUGAGGGUUCUUGGAGGGAGGCUCAGAUAAAGCUAGAGCAGACCGAACGAAGUUCCGGUCUGACUUUUGUUCAGCGGGCUCGAUUGAGGAAGCAGAUCGCGGCCGGUGGAGAGGUAGAGCCUCCCCAGUUUUUGCAGCGUUUCGGUUCAGUUCCUGCAUGGUUUUCAGGGAUUGGACCGGAAGAGGAUCCGUCAGCGAGCUCUUCGUCGGGGCCGAAUGCUGGUGAGCAAGUAGUUCUUCCUUCUAGGGGUGUAAGCCUGUUAGGUGCUGCUGGGGUUCGAUGGGAGCUUCUGUAUCAAUUCCUAGGUGUCUGGAGGGAGACGUGGCGGAACCUAAGAAGGGUUAAUCGGGAGCUUGCUCGCGAUGCUGUUCUGGCUUUGCUUGAGCAAUGGGGUGAUACUGGCACCAGAGCUGCUACGGCUAAUGCGCCUGAGUUUCGAGCGGAGUUCGUGUUUAAUGGUUCGGGUUGGGUCCCGGUUUCAGCAAGGUUCGGGGAAAUCGGGGGGAGCCAGAGCCCUGAAGAUCCCUCGGAUUCUGCUGUUCAGAUUGGGGGGAGCCAGAGCCCUGAAGAUCCAUCGGAUUCUGCUGUUCAGAUUGGGGGGAGCCAGAGCCCUGAAGAUCCAUCGGAUUCUGCUGUUCAGAUUGGGGGGAGCCAGAGCCCUGAAGAUCCAUCGGAUUCUGCUGUUCAGAUUGGGGAAAGCCAGAGCCCUGAAGAUCCAUCGGAUUCUGCUGUUCAGAUUGGGGGGAGCCAGUGCAGCGGGAACGCGCCUGGUUUCGUCAUAGGCAGUGAGGAUAGGAUCACUAGUAUCGCUGAAGGUGCACUAGGAGCAGGUUUUUUGUUUAGGGAAACUCCCAGGGAAGAGUUACGGCAUCGUGUAGGUGGUGGUGCCAGGGCGAGGGUGCGCCCAGGGGAUAGUGCCUGCAGUCACGAUGUAGUUGAGUGGUUCGCUGAGGAAGGGCUAGGUGGUAGUUCUUCUAGUCAUGGAAUGCAAGCAGCUCCGUGGCCGGAGCCUACGUAUGAGGAUUUAGCUGAAGUUGAACUAGACCCUGCGACUUGGCCAUAUAUAGGGACGUGGCUACAGACUCACUUCGUGGUGCAGAUCCUGACUAGUGUAGGCGAGCAUGUUCUGUGGUAUUUAGGGGUCCGAUCGUCUAGCUGGUUUGCAUUGCGAGCGGUGUCGAACAUUGUUCGGUAUGCAAUGGCAGGAGCGAUUGUAGAUCGGCUUCGAAGGGGACCUCAUGUUCUGCGGUUUGAGGGUCCCCAGUGGUUUGAGAUGACAGAGAUUUUUGUGCUGCAAGGUUACCCUCCUGAACCUGAGGAUCAACCCAAUCCCGCUGAGGGCGUUGAACAGGCGUUUCCCUUAGUCUUGUGGGCACCUGGGUUGUAUGUACACUACCUGUGGAGAGUGUUUUCUGUUGCUGGGUUCGAACUUUUGUCGUUUCUAGGUAGUAGGGACGAGGGAUGGGGACAGCUUCGCUGUGCAGCACAAGGGUUCAUGACUCAUUCGGUAUAUGCUAUGAUAUUGUGGCUGCGGGCCACGAGCAUCACUAGGGUUACAGAUGGCGCGCAGUCCUUUGAUGCGGCCGAAGCUUACUUGCAGAAUGGAGAGCGUGUGCAUCCGUUUUACGACCGAGAUGAUAAUGAGGAUGAUGCUACCUUAGAUGAGUUUCGGUAUGGAGCUGAGGCUCCUGUGCUUCAAGUUCAGGUUGCGCCAUAUGCCCCCGUUUUUGAAGAGUUGCUGGAUGGAUCUGACGCUUCAUCAGAUGAGUCUGGGGACCAGACAACUGUUGAGCCUUCUGUAGUUUCUUUGGGUUCUGAAGACUUAAAUGAGGCAACAGAUCCAGAACUAGGGGAAAUUUCCCCUGGUGAUCCCGCUUUGGGUGCGUUUCCAGGCUCUUUGACUACUUAUGAAGCCAAACCAGGAGCUCUAGUAGUUCGCUAUGUUGACGAUGCGUUUGAAGUUCCACUUGAGGGCUGGAGCCAGAGCGAAGUUGAAGAGGUAGUGCAGGGCUUGAGUACCGGGGAUUGGGCAGGCUUUAAGGCGAGGCUUGAGGUUGGAGACCUUAGUCAGUCCUCGGGGAUUCAGUCUGGCUCUUCCGAAGGUCCUGUAGGCUCCGCAAUUGGUGGCUCUGGUUCGGUUUCGGUCUUCGGAAGGGUUCUUUGGAUGCUACUGAUUUGGUGGGCUCUUGUUCAGAGUGCCGGGGCGUCUUCGGUUGGUCAGGCCCUUGGGCUUCCAGAGGACUCACAGGCGGUUCAGGUCUGGUCUUUUGAGGCCACGGUGUGUUCUGCUGGAGGGAGCGCGGUAACCUCUGAAGAGUGUGUAUGUGACGGAUCUACUCUGUGGGCGUGCGUUCAAGUUGCCCUCCUCCUUGGGGGCUGGGAAGUGCUCAGAGUAGUAAGACGCUGGUGGAGCAGGAACAUUCCCUGCCGUAUCGCUCAGGGUACCCAGACGGAUGGUUUGUAUGUGCCUCUGCCUUUACAUGUGGGGGUUCCUCAUCGAGAUAGGAUUCUGUUUUGUCUGUAUCGAGCGGGAUACCCUGUCGACGUGACGGCUUAUGACGAUGAGACUCAAUCUGGUUUCGAAUGGCUACUUGGGGAUUAUCUAGUGCAUCUCGAGCGGGCUAGUGAGCCUUCUUCAUCGGAUUGA